GAAAUCUCACUGAAUCCUUUUCUCCAAAAAUCACUUUUCCUUCACAGAUGAAAAUCUCUAUCAAAAUCACUUUUUCUGAAAUCACUUUUCUCCAUCGAAACUGUUGUUUUCCGAUCAAAAUCACUAUUUCUCCGUCUUCGAAACAACUGCUUCUCCUUCAUCAACUGAAAAUCAAGGCUUCUCUGUUAUUGAUCGAAAUCCCUACCGUCUCCUUCAUUGAUUGAAAUCAGUGCUUCUCCUUCAUGGACCGAAAUAUCUAUUUCUCCUUCUUCGUUGGAAAUCACUGCUUCAACUUUUUCUUCGAAAACCGCUGCUUCAACUUUUUCUUCGAAAAUCGCUGCUUCAACUUUCGAAUUAGUUACUUUACCAUUCGAAAUCACUCACGCAUUUCUCAAAACCUAAUACUUGAGUUCGUUGUUGCGGAAUCUCUUUUCGAUAUUCGCUACAAGGAUGCAUUUUCUCGGAUCGACACAAUCGAUAUUCUUUUUUAGUUAUUUUAAGAUAAGACUAAAGGUUGAAGCUGUAAUUCCUUUUGAUUGCUACAAAGAAUACAAAGAACUUCAAUUACAUGGAAGCAACUCUCAUUUAAGAUCUCCAACAAGGCAUGUUUCUGAGUUACUCACAAAUGCUUCUUGGAUUAGGCAUUGGCUGCUCUCAUGUGCAAACGUAGAGUUUUUCUGUCAGAAACUGCUUUGCAUGCAAGGAUCUAUGCAUGAUUAGCCAUGUGCAUUGUGCUGUAAUACUCAUACUUCUGAGUGUCACGUUGGAAGUAGAACAACAAAAAUGCUACAUGAAGCAACCGAGUAUAUUAAGAAAUGUUUAGGAGGAGGAGAAGACGAAGCACUCAUUUUAUGCGGUUCGGGCACAACCGCGGCGAUCAAGAGGCUACAAGAAGUAAUGGGAAUUGCAGCCCCUUCUAUUAUGAGGGAGAGGAUGUUGAGGUGCCUUGAUGAAGAAGAAAGAUGGGUGGUUUUUGUUGGACCUUAUGAGCAUCAUUCAAAUUUACUUUCAUGGAGGCAAAGCUUGGCUGAGGUUGUAGAGAUUGGACUUGAUGAUAAAGGAUUGCUUGACAUGGAAGCUUUAAAGAUGCAACUUGAAGGUUAUAAAGAUUCUAAUAGACCAUUGUUGGGAUCUUUCUCUGCUUGUAGUAAUGUUACCGGAAUUUACUCGGAUACGCGCGCGAUUGCUAGGCUUCUCCAUCAAUACAACGGAUUUGCAUCUUUUGAUUUUGCAGCAAGUGGUCCUUAUGAGGAGAUCAAGAUGAGAUCAGGGAAGGUUGAUGGGUAUGAUGCUGUGUUUAUCAGUCCACAUAAGUUUCUAGGUGGUCCUGACUCUCCUUGAGUGCUUUUGAUGAACAAGGCUUUGUAUCAUUUAAGAUCUUCACCCCCAUCUACUUGUGGAUGUGGAACUGUCAAUUACGUCAAUGGAUUCAAUGAAAAGGCCAAUGACAUCCUCUUCAGACUCAUGGAUGAAGGAUUACACUAAAGCAAUGAAACUCGCCGAUGAAGUGAAUAUUUUAGGCCAAUUGCAAUCCCUUUUAUCAAAGGUCCCUAUAAGGUGAGUAUUCAUCUAGUGUUUUACAUAAAUAAUGGCUACUGUAAUUUGUUGCUUAAUUCUUGCUUCUACAACUUAGUUAUUCCACUACUAUUAUAAUGAAUGAGUUAUUAAGGUAAUCUACUUUAACUCCUCAUUUUUGUUCUACACUAUGUUUUGAGUUAUAGUUGAUGGAAAGUAAACAACCAAAAUAGAUAAUUUGUUAUGAAGUCGCGGAAAUUAUACCUACAUGUUACAUGAAUCCUAUGCAAUUUUAGAACUAAACAACACUAUCUUACAUUUCCAAAGAUUCUGCUUUGAUAGUCAAUGAUUUGUGUAUGUGUAAAAAAAAGAAGCAGAGAGCUUACAGUUCCUUCACCUUGUCAAUUAGCUUCUUAUAAUGACAAAAAUUGCUUAGGGAUCAUAAUUCUAUAUUCAUGAUAUAUAAAAGGGUUAAAUACGUUUUUAGUCCCUAUAAAUAAGGGACCCUGCACUUUUAGUCCCUCUAAAAAAUUUCUUAGAAAAAAGAUCCCUACAAAAUUAGACGUCACGUAAUAUAGUCCCUCCCGUUAGUUUUCACUAACGGAGUGUGACGUGGCAUUGUUGACAUGGAAAAAAAGAAAAAUUGAAAUUGCCACACUGGAUAAGGAGAUUAACUUAAACUUAAGUCUAUCAAAUACACAUCUUCAGAAAACAAAAGUCAAAUUCACACUCUCGUUCCCCCCCCCAAACUCUAACCCUAGCUGCGCGUGGUUUUGGUUCUCCAUUGGUGGUCCCAGCUUCUGUGUGCUUCUUAUUCUAUCCUCUGCGUGGUCCCUCGCUCCGGUUGUUGUCUCCUCGUGGUCCCUCACAAUCGUUGCUGUCUCCAUCUUCGUGGACCCAGGUAAUCGCACUUCUCCCAAUUUAGAAUUGUUAGGGUUUCGUAUUAUAUUCACUUCUCUUUAGUUUAUACUUUAUCUGAAGUCAACCUAAAACUGUUAGUAAUAUGUAUUGGUCAGGAAAUGAUUACGUUUAAGGUAGUGUUUUAUAUAAAAGGUUGUUUCGUGAAAGACCCAGAGAUUAGAUACGAAGGUGGGACUGUAAUUGGGUUUAACAACCAAGACAUAGAUUAUUGGUCGUUUUAUGAAGCACGUGACUUAGUGAAAACCAUUGAACCUGACUUUGAUGAAAAAACUGUUAAGAUGUGGUGGAAACCUGGAAAUGGUAGUUUUGAAGAAGACAUGUUGCCAUUUAGGGAUGACUCAGAUGCUGCUGAGUUAGUGAUGUUUGUUGUUGGAAAUAACUGUGAUGCUGAGAUAUUUUGUGAACCACAACCUGAAGAAGGUGGUAGUACCUUUAUGGAUAGGAUUAGGGAGAAGGGGAAGGGCAAAGCAGAAAAUGAGAAUAAUAGUGAGGAUGAAUCAAGUGAUGAAUCAGUAAGGGAUGUGCAUUUUGAUGAUAGUGAGGAGGAAAGAAUGAAGGGUUUUGCUGAAGAAAUGGAUGAUGUGGUGAAUGGAAAUUCUGCUGAGCAUAUAAAUCAAGAAAAUGGGGAAGCAAAUCCUGGUGCAGCAAGUCAACAAGUUAACAAAAUUAGUAUCACAGAAGAAAUGGGGAAGCAACAUGUCAUUGAAGAAGAAUACAUGACAGAUGAGUUGGAUAGUGGGGCUGAGGAUGAUAGUUCUGAUGAAAGGACAUGUGUUAUAAGGUUCAAUGAGGAAGAUAAAUUGAGCAAGGAUUAUGUCUUCAAAGUAGGAAUGGAAUUUCGUUCAUUGAGACAGUUUAAGGAUGCCAUACUUGAGCAUAAUGUGCUAAAUGGAAGAGAUGUGAAGUUUGAGAAGAAUGAUUCUAAUAGAUGCAGGGUUGUUUGCAAGGACAAGAAAAAGUGUAAUUAUACAGUAUUGUGUAGUAGGGUGUUAACAUCCACAACUUUUAGGAUAAAGACACUAUUUGCAAAACAUAAGUGUGGGAGAAAGUUUUUUAACAAAAGUGCUAAGGCAGAAUGGGUUGCUAAGGUUAUUGUAGAUGGUUUGAAGAACAACACUAAGAUGAAACUGAAUGAGGUAGUUGCUGAUAUUAGACAAAGGUAUUCCACUGAAAUUCCAAGGUGCAGGGCAUUUAGGGCAAGACAAAUUGCAAGACAAAUAGUUGAGGGGGAUUCAAGCAAACAAUUUAGUAUGUUGUGGUCUUAUGGUGCUGAGUUGAGAAGGGCUUCAGCAGGCAAUACAUUCAAAAUCAACACUACUUCAUUUGCCCCAGGAUUGAAGCCUAGGUUUGAGAGGUGUUACAUAUCCUUUGAUGGGACCAAGAAAGCAUUGACAAAGGCAUGCAGGCCCUUUAUUGGAUUGGAUGGAUGCCAUUUGAAACACAAAUAUGGUGGUAUUUUACUCAUUGCAGUGGGCAGAGAUCCAAAUGACCAAUAUCUUCCUGUUUCUUUUGCUGUAGUUGAGAGUGAAACAAAAGACUCUUGGAUCUGGUUUAUGAAGUUACUUAUUGAAGAUAUUGGAGAUGGCAGAUGGUGUUUCAUAUCUGAUCAACAGAAGGGACUGGUGCAAGUGUUUGAAGAGGAGUAUCCAGCUUAUGAGCACAGAUUUUGUCUAAGACAUUUAUAUGCAAACUUCAAAAAAAAGUUUGGUGGAGGAACUUUGUACAGGGAUCUCAUGAUGGCAGCUGCCAAGGCUACCUAUUUUGAGGCACAUGAAGCAAAGAUGCUUAUGAUCAAGGAGGCCAAAUUGGAAGCUUAUGAGUGGUUGGAGGCAAUUCCCAAGAACAAAUGGUGUAAGCAUGCUUUCCCUUUUUUCUCAAAGUGUGAUGUGUUAAUGAACAAUUUGAGUGAGUCUUUUAAUGCAACCAUUUUAUUGCAAAGGGACAAGCCAAUUAUUACAAUGCUUGAGUGGAUUAGGAAUUAUUUAAUGGGGAGGUUUGCAACCCUUAGAGAAAAAGUAGAUGGAUACAAUGGUCAAAUAAUGUCUAAACCAUUAAAGAGAUUAGAUAGAGAGAUUGAGAAGAGUGCUAGUUGGACAGCAACAUAUGCUGGUAGGUAUUCAUUUCAAGUUACCCAUGUACUCUUUACUGACAGCUUUGUAGUUGACCUUGAGAAACAUACAUGUAGUUGUAACUUUUGGGAAAUAGUUGGGAUACCAUGUAGACAUGCAGUGGCAGCCAUAUAUAGGAAGGUGGAUGACCCAGUGAGUUAUGUAAACAAGUGCUAUCACAAGAGUACCUAUGAGGCAUGCUAUAAUGAAGUCAUCACCCCUUUGAAUGGCCAGAACAAAUGGCCCAAAACAACUCAACCUGAUAUGUUUCCACCACUGUACAAACGUGGUGCAGGGAGGCCCAAAAAACUACGUAGGAGAGAAGCUGAUGAGGUUAAUCAGAAUAAAUGGCAGAGAACUAAUACUAGUCAUAGAUGCAAAGUUUGUUUUGAACUAGGUCACAACAAAAGGACUUGCAAGAAAAACAAGCAAAUUGUUGCCAUAGGUGUCCCAACAAAUGUACCAAUUGAAGAGGGUCCAACAAGUGGUGUCCAAGCAAAUGUGCAAAAUGAAGAAGUUCCACCUAAUAAUGUGAUAACUACUGAGGAUGUGCCUACACAGGCCAGUCAAACUGCCCAAGCAAAUGUGGCAGCAAAAAAAGAGCAUAAGGCUAAGGGCAAAGCUUCAAAAAAUGCCAAGUCUAGAACAAGUGGUACAACACAACCAUCAAACUCUUCACCUGUUGAUAAGUAUUAUGAAUGGGAUGCUGAAACACUAGAAGCCUUGCUGGAUUGGGAUGAUAUUUUGGACAUUAGGCCUUUGAGUGUGGAUUCUGCACCCAUCAAGAAAAAGGAUGCUCAGCCAACAAAGGAUAAAGAACCAGUUGUUGCUGCCAAUGAUUUUGGACCAUCUACUGCAACUACUGCUACAAAGGCCAGGGAUGGACCCAAAAUUUUCUUUGGCCCAGCUCCAAAAAAGCCAAAGAACAAACCACUCAAACAACAUGUAGGUGCAUCAUCUGUUGGACAGGUUCCUCCUAAACCACCUACAACAUCUUCAGCACAAGUGCAGCCCAAAGCAAAAAAAAGUAAAAGUGAUAUGGAUGUGGCAAAAAGGCAAAGUGAUGGACUCAGAAGCCUCAAGACAAAGGCUAUUCCAGGGCCAGGGAAAAAACCAGAUGAUCCAUUGGUGAUCGUUGAGGAGGAUGAAGCAACAGAGGAUUCAACAAGUGGUGUCCCCAAGAUGAAGAAAUGGGAUGACAUCUACAAAGGCUUAACUCAGUGACUCAAUUUGUUUUUGUUGAUUUUGGAAACUAUUUUUUUGUAAUCAACUGCUUUGUUUGUUAUGGUGCUGCUUGUUAUGGUUAUUUACCAUCUUUUGAGACA
This is a messenger RNA of Vicia villosa (hairy vetch), 5869 nucleotides long. RefSeq lists its product as uncharacterized. Gene Ontology annotation, molecular function: zinc ion binding. The transcript has 9 exons. Lineage: Eukaryota; Viridiplantae; Streptophyta; Magnoliopsida; Fabales; Fabaceae. The coding region runs from base 2535 to 5768 and encodes 1077 amino acids. The record is from RefSeq and is a predicted model, not a curated record.